AGUAACUCACUACGAAUUCGUUCGUUGACUCGCGCAGUCGCAGCCGCAAGUCGAAAAAAGUAGGUUGAAAUCAAAAACGUGGCCGGUCGGACGUCGCGCAUGCGCAAACCAAAAAUAAAAAAAAAUAUAAGAAAAGAAGAAGCUGCGAAGAAAAAAUCCCUCUUUAUAUAUAUUUAUUUAUAUAUAUGUAAAGCCCAUUUCAUCAGUUGUCUGCGGUUUGCCGUCCAUCCCAACAAAUUACAAAAAGAGCAGAGGUAAUGUAAAGAUGACCCCGCAUUCGACGACCAUAAGAUGAUCGAGGCCUUUGCGAAUCAUUUGAGCAGCCAUCUGGGACGCCACCUAUUCUACUGGGCCAUCGAAUCGAGCAGCGCCACUUCGGGAAACUACGGCCUCAACCUGCGGCUCUCCGAGCUGAUCAACAAGUUCCACGGCCCCCUCGAGCGGGGAGUGCAGGUGCUGGAUCACCUGCUAACCCUCGAGGAGGACGACUUCGCCGGCCAUUGGGGCAGCGCCUAUGCGCACAACUAUGAGCCGGAGUACGCAGCUCGAGUGCCGGAGAACGAGGAGCUGCCACCACCAGAACAGAUGGAAACCCUCAACAAUGGCAAUGGGUUGCUUCACUCGCCGCCCCACAAUCACCAACAGCAGCAGCAACAACAACAGCGAGGCGGAGGAGGAGCAUCACCAGCUGGAGGAGGUGCCUCUGCCGGAGCGGAUCACAAUAUCCAGAUAACGCAGCCGAUAAGUGCCCCAUCCUCACCGUUGGCCUCACCAGGAGCCCUGAACAGCAGCAGCAGUGGAGGCGGCGCAGGUAGUGGCGGAGCAAUCUCCGGUAGUCCUACAGCGUUUUGCCUGCCCUCCAGUUCAGCCGCGGCGGCUGUUGCUGCCAUCUCAGCCACUCCCACAAGCGGCAGUGGAUCGUAUGUGUGCUCCGCCGGAACCAAUUGGCAUUUCGCGGCCGUGGCAGCAUCCAAUGCCAUCGAUACUGCUGAUCCCAACUGGCAAGCCAGCAAAGCAACUGUUCUCGAGAGAAAUGCAGCCAUGUUCAAUAAUGAGCUGAUGUCCGAUGUUAAGUUCAUCGUGGGUGGGGAGUUCGAUAUUGAUCCCAUUCAAACCAUUCCCGCCCACAAAUACAUUCUCGCCACUGGCAGCUCCGUAUUCUAUGCCAUGUUUUAUGGCGGACUGGCGGAGAACAAGCAGGAAAUCAAAGUGCCUGACGUGGAACCCACUGCCUUCCUAACGUUGCUAAGGUACCUCUAUUGUGAUGAAAUCAAACUGGAACCUGAGCACAUCCUCGCCACCCUAUAUGCCGCCAAGAAGUAUAUUGUCCCGCAUUUAGCCAGGGCCUGUGUUAACUAUUUGGAGGUGAAGUUGACGGCAAAAAACGCCUGCCUACUUCUCAGUCAAUCGCGUCUGUUCGAGGAGCCCGAGCUGAUGCAACGUUGCUGGGAAGUGAUCGACGCACAGGCCGAGAUGGCGGUUAAGUCCGAGGACUUUGUGGAUAUUGACCUUAAGACAUUUGAAUCGAUCCUGUCAAGGGAGACACUCAACUGCAAGGAAAUCCACCUGUUUGAGGCGGCUCUUAAUUGGGCCUUGAACGCCUGCGAAAAGAUGAGUAUCGACGACACGCCCCAAAACAAACGUCGACUGCUGGGACAGGCGUUGCAUCUCAUUCGCAUUCCUACAAUGUCACUGGAGGAGUUUGCCAACGGCGUGGCGCAGACAGGCAUUCUCUCGUCGCAGGAAACUAUCGACAUGUUCCUUCAUUUUACCGCCAAGAUGAAGCCUUCGCUAGGAUUUCCUACACGCUCCAGGGCGGGUUUAAAGACACAGGUCUGCCAUCGAUUCCAGUCGUGUGCCUAUCGCUCAAAUCAGUGGCGCUAUCGCGGACGCUGUGACUCAAUUCAGUUCUCAGUAGACAGAAGAAUUUUUAUUGUGGGCUUUGGACUGUAUGGCUCAUCGACUGGCGCCGCCAACUAUAACGUCAAGAUCGAGCUUAAGCGUCUGGGUAGGACACUUGCCGAGAAUGAUACCAAGUUUUUCUCGGACGGAUCGAGCAAUACGUUCCACGUAUUCUUUGAGAACCCUAUUCAGAUCGAGCCCGAGUGUUAUUACACUGCCUCCGUGAUCCUCGACGGCAACGAGCUAAGCUUUUUUGGCCAGGAGGGUAUGUCGGAGGUGCUCAUGGGCAACGUGACUUUCCAGUUCCAGUGCUCAUCGGAGAGUACCAACGGCACUGGAGUGCAGGGUGGCCAGAUCCCAGAGCUAAUCUUCUACGGACCUACCACAGUGACUGCAAUGAGUUCACCUACAAAUUCAGUGUGUGCCACUCCCAUUGGUGGUAGUGGAUCAGCGAGUGGAGGACCUACAUCGACCGCGGCAGUCGGAACUGGUAAUUCAAAUGGCAGCAACGCAUCUGUUGGCAACAACGCUAACACUUCUGGGGAGGAUAUGACCGGCGAUGGAAGCACCUGAUGCGCACAGCUCUACUGUGCCGAAUGGCAGCAAAAGUGUUACUACCGUCACCAGCAGCAACAGAGGAGACCAACACAAUACAAAACACAGCAACCGCAGCAGCUACAGAUACAAAAUCGAAACUCAUGGGUUUUCAGUGCAACACAACAAAGCAAAUUGGAGUUUUAGGCGCAUAUAUAUAUAUAUAUAUAUACCAAGAUAGUAGAGUGCUCUAGUUUUCGUAAUAGUCCUAUAUAUAGUCAUAUAUACACCUAAAAGCAUAGACACAUAUAUAUACACCUCGGCAGUGCGUUUUAAAGCUCUAAGACAGUUGUCAAAACGAGAUCAUCUCAAAAUGGAAAGUCAUCCGAAGCAAGUCAUUCGAUAUAAGGAAUUUUCAAUAAUUGAAAAUAUUUCCUUCGAUAUCCCAAGUAUAUUAAGGAAAGUAAUUUCGACGGUUUUGCAGUUCUAAAACGCACUGUACAUAGUUUGUUGGUAAUGCAUAUAAAGAUAUUUUCAAAAUCGAAACAAGUUGAACAUAUACACCCAUAACUAUAUACAUAGAUACAGAUUAGUAGUUAACUCGAAAACUUAAUACGUUCCACGAUUUGAGAGGGCGGGAUAGGGUAAAAAGGGCGCUAUAUAGAGACGCAUACAUAAAUGCAAUAAGUGAAAAUCGGGCAAUCAGUCAAGCUAGCGUUAACCAAUAUUCUAAAGUUAAAGGGAGAGUGGAAAAACUAACAUAAUAUACCAAACAUAUUUUUGCCAGCAUAUACCUAACAGAUAUACACAUCCGAUCUGAUAAUGAUAUAUACACGCAUAUUGAUAAACUAUAGACCUAUACACUUCAAGGGAUAAUAAGCCAUGUUAAGAAUUGCAUACGACGAAUUUGAAAGCCAAGUUAACCAGUUUACGAAAUAGGAAAAAAAAAACAAAAUAAGAAAUCAAACGAUCUUGUACGAGUAUGCGCACAAAACCUUCUACAUACAUAUAUAUAUUCGAAUAUUAAUCUUGUAGUAUGCAUUAUCUAUUUCGUAGUUGUUCCAUUAUAUCUCUCAUACAUACACAUAUGCCUUUCUACUGAUAUUAAGCCCCGUAUUUUGCUGCUGUGCAUUAUUUUAGGCAGCUCUGCGCAACAAUCAGUUUUACGUUCGACUUUUAAAUUCCUUUGGAAAUUGUACUGAUUUUUUGCUUUUGAUAAGAAGACAAUUACGGUUUUUUUUAUAAAUAUAUCUAUAUAAAAAAAAUGUUAUCCUAUAUUGAUUAUGAAUCUAUUACCAUUAUGUACUCUAAUCAAACAAAAUACAUUAUUAGAUUUUUGCGAAUUUA
Molecule: messenger RNA, 3783 nt
Organism: Drosophila eugracilis
Lineage: Eukaryota; Metazoa; Arthropoda; Insecta; Diptera; Drosophilidae
Gene: lute
Product: BTB/POZ domain-containing protein 6
Exons: 6
Coding region: 292-2475 (727 amino acids)
Biological process (GO): neurogenesis
Cellular component (GO): cytosol
Molecular function (GO): protein binding
Source: RefSeq, a predicted model, not a curated record